Molecule: messenger RNA, 1800 nt
Organism: Gigantopelta aegis
Lineage: Eukaryota; Metazoa; Mollusca; Gastropoda; Neomphalida; Peltospiridae
Product: tenascin-like
Exons: 15
Coding region: 1-1800 (599 amino acids)
Biological process (GO): protein dephosphorylation
Molecular function (GO): protein tyrosine phosphatase activity; scavenger receptor activity
Source: RefSeq, a predicted model, not a curated record
AUGGAACAUUUUUGUGACGCUGGUACGUUUGGAGAUAACUGCAUAGAGUUCUGUCACUGUCAAGGUCAACCGUGUAACUAUACAACUGGAGAGUGCGUGGGUGGAUGUAAACAAAACUGGACUGAAAAACAGUGUGAUGUGUGUGAUUCAGACCACUAUGGUUUACUGUGCAAUGCUACAUGCUCCAACAGACACUGUGAUCAAACUAACGGAACAUCCAGGUGUGACAACAUAACAGGACAAUGUGACUAUGGGUGUCAACCAGGCUACACGGGAACAGAUUGCACACAAAAAUGCCGUGCUGGUAUGUUUGGAUCUGGUUGUAAGUUAAACUGCAGUGAACGACACUGUGAUGGAGACAAUACGACGUGUGAUGCUCAAAACAGAACAUGUGAAGACGGUUGUAAGCCUGGAUGGAAGAAACCAAGUUGUAUGGAACCAUGCGACACUGGCCUGUAUGGCGCCAGUUGUGCUUUUAACUGCACAAGAAGGCACUGUCUGAAUAAAAAUGCGAGCUGUGAUCACGAGAACGGUUCCUGUGGAGGACAGUGUGAAGAAUCCUGGAUGGGAGACGACUGUAUUGACUGCGAUGAGACAUACGGCAGAGAUUGCAGUUAUUCCUGCCGUGACAGGAAGUGCAGGAACUCUUCAGCAAAAUGUGAUCAUGUGACAGGGUCUUGUGGUGGAACAUGUCAAACUGGUUGGAAAGGAGAUGCUUGCACUCAGACUGUUGAGCCAGAAUCUGGAACCCAAGUAGUACUUAUUGCUAGCAUUGCUGUCGCUGCUGUUGUCGUGAUUGCCGUGGUCGUCAUCGUGGUUGUGUUUCUCAGAUGGAGGAGAAAACUACGAACAGAAAACAUAAAUGAAACACUUGUUUUGGGAAGAGCUUCCAGAUCAAAAGGUAAGACACAUGAAGCCAUUGAAACGAACGUCUAUGUCAACGUUGGCAUGACGUCGACAUUAAAGGAACAACCCAUUUGUCAUCAACCAGAAUAUAUCCCAGUGGUUGCUGUGCAGCAAAGAGUAAAGGCUCGUGGUGAACCACCAAAGGGAGGUACCAAGGACAAAGUCAAGAGAGGUAACACAUACUAUAACGUGGAGAUAAGCGACCCACAUGAUGAAGAUAUUACUGAUGCAGUCGCCAUUAUAGAUGCAGACGACAAAAGCGAUGAAGGUCAGACAGAAAAUGACGUUCCACAACAUAACGCAUAUUACAAUAAACCGUUCAGUCUACCAGAAGUAGGAUUUGAUAUGACGGAGCUUGAAAGUUUAAUUCAGCAAAUCAGGAACCAGCGUGGAGGAUUUGAAGCAGAGUUCUUGAAACUACCCAGUGGAUUCAAGCAUCCCUAUGUAGAGUCACAGAAACCCCAACAUAAAGGGAAGAACAGAUUUGUUGGUUACUACCCAUAUGACAACAACCGCGUUGUUUUGUCCAAACUACCUAACUACCCUGACUCUGACUACAUCAACGCAAGUCACGUGGACGCCUACAACAAGAAGGAUUAUUUCAUUGCAGCUCAAGAGUACCUCAUCAUCUUGAUGGAACAGAUGGAAAAUAGACAGAAGAAACUCAAGUCUCACCCAGUGACCAUUGUCUUCAAUGUUUCUGACACAAAACAAGUGAUAUCGCUCUGUAUUAUGAACAAUAUCAUGUCUACUAUUUCGGUUGACAAGAUGGUUGAGAUUUUCAACAACGUCAGACGAUUCCUAGAUGUCUUGCCAAAUGUGGAAUUCACUGAGGAUACCUUUGUUCCUUUGCCAAUGGCAUUUGUGUACCUGGAAUCCACUGGCAUAUUAUAA